UAGUAGUAUUAUGUCUGAUCCCGUGAGCAAAGUUGAUGUUGACUAUUUGCACCGAAUUACAACAAACUACCAUCAUCGGGGGUGGCAGUGCGCUCGUGUGACGCAUUAAGAACUCGAGGCUUCAGGAUUUCAGGACACCGCUACGCAACACACAACAUUCUCAACGGUUUUGUUCGCUGUUGUUUCUCUUCAUUCACUUUUACUUUCAUUUUCGAACCGCGGCCGCCGCAACGUAACCGACUUGUUAUUAUUUAUGUUACCGUUCGAUCUCUUCGGUGCUGCCGUAUCAUCGUCAAAUUUGUGCGAAUCUAAUGUGUACGAGGUGGAGCCAUGGCUCAUUGUGUUGUUGGUGCAAUUUAUUUAUUUCUACGUGUUUACGCUAGAGGAUACCCUAGGGAUUACACCUUAUAGGACUACCAACAUUCUUCGAGUUGUCCCUUAGUAAAUUACCAAAUCCGCCAUGUACUCGGAAGAACAGGAUUCUCACGGCUUAUUAACCUUGCAUUAUGGGAAACAUCAUGCCACAAUAGUCGAUGAGAUUAAAACCUGCUUUACAUCGGAAAAUUUCGCUGACAUGACCUUUAUUUGCGAUGAUAAGACAACGUUAAGCGCGCACAAACUGAUAAUGGCUUCGGCGAGCCCUUUGGUGCGGCGAAUCCUCGGCGAAAGCGCCCAUGCUCACGGGCCCAGCGUAGUCCUGAUGCCGGGAAUCAAAAGUUGCCACCUCCGACACCUCCUCGAUUUUCUAUACAACGGACAAGCCUGCAUCAAGUCCAGCGAGUUGAACAGCAUCCAAGAGCUGUUCGAGCUGCUCCAAAUCAAAUCUGACAUGUGGCAGUCUUCUUCGACGGAAGAGGCCAAAAGUCAGUCGGAAGACAGCAGCAGCUGGACGCCACCAGCUGACAACAACGAUCGCGUGCUGGUCAAAAGGGAAACGGACGACGACGAGAAAGAAGAGGGCGAAAUCAAAGACGACGAUGAAGAGGACACCGAAGACAAUUUGCUCGAUGAAAGCAACAAUGGAUCUCCGAACCCCGUUAACUUAUCCCUCAACACCAAAACUGACGAAGACAAAGAAGAAUACGAUCAUAAAAACGAGAAAUCUGAACAAAAGAGCCCGGAUGUGUUGAAAAUAGGUCAAUCGACGGUAAAAAUAGCACCCAAAGUCCAUGAAUUCCAUCACCAUAGAAUGAAGCGAAAAAGCGUGUACAUCGAGCCGAUAGAUUUGAAACAUCAAGAAGAACUGGCGCAAUUAAAACCCCCGAUAGCCGAGCAAAAGUUGAUGUCGCUCGUCCAAAGCCCCGACAAUUACGUGGUGACGCCGCACAGAAAACGCCGACCGGGAUUUCACAACUCGCCGGCGCAAAACCCGCCGUUCGUUCCUUUCUCGCCAUCGUACAUCGAAGACGCCGGACAUCCGCAUCCGCAUCCGCAUCACAGGUACAAGAGUUUGCCGCCGCUGCUGGCCGCGCACCACCCCUUGUCCCUCUCGGCGCCGCCGUUUUUGGUGGACAGGACGCACACGCCGACGCCCGGCUCGCAUCCCGACACCUCGUCGGCGCCCGAUAACGUGGUGGUCAAGUACCGGCCGCCCAGCGCGGACCAGGGCCUCGCCUCCGAGACCUACCCGUUCGAGCACACGUGGGGCGCUUGGUCCUUCUGCAAGACGCAAGUGAACCCGCCGCCGGGCAACGAGGAACGAGAUCCGCCUGCCUCCUUUUCCUCCAACGCCGUCGACGAGUCGGCCGAAAGUUCUUCGCACGCUACGGGCAGCAACAAGCAAUCCCUCCCGGCCGUGCAAGUUCGCGAGUACCGAUGUGAAUACUGCGGCAAGCAAUUCGGCAUGUCCUGGAACCUAAAGACUCACCUUCGAGUUCACACAGGUGAAAAACCCUUCGCGUGUAGGUUGUGCGUGGCUAUGUUCAAGCAAAAGGCCCACUUGCUAAAACACUUGUGUUCAGUGCAUAGGAACGUUAUAUCCUCGAACGAUGGAAACUCGGGACGUUUUAACUGCUGUUUCUGUCCUCUGUCCUUCGAAUCUCUUCCCGAGCUCAUAAGACACUUAUCCGGGCCGCACAACAACCUGCUGCUCAGCAAGAACAUGCACGAGCUCAAGUAG
This is a messenger RNA of Brassicogethes aeneus, 2119 nucleotides long. NCBI's taxonomy places the organism in Eukaryota, Metazoa, Arthropoda, Insecta, Coleoptera, Nitidulidae. The record is from the annotation of a GenBank genome assembly.